UCUAAAAAGUGGAAUAGUUUUGUGCUUUUAAAUUAGAAUGGAAGCAAUUUAAAAGCGAAGCAAUGUAAGAGGAAGAGAGGGAGAGAGGGAGAAAGGAAGAGAAGGAGAGAGGGAAAAAGGGCUAUAAAAGGAGAAAGUUGAGUUUGAUUAGAAGAGGAGAAAAUUAAAGAGAAUAGAGAGAGAGGAAAAAAAUGAGAGUUCUUGUAGUUGGAGGAACUGGCUACUUAGGGAAGAGGAUUGUAAAGGCAAGCCUUUUGGAAGGGCAUGAGACAUAUGUAGUUCAAAGGCCAGAGAUCGGACUUGACAUUGAGAAGCUUCAAUUGCUCCUUUCCUUUAAGAAACAAGGGGCCAUCCUCGUUCCGGCUUCUUUCUCCGAUUUCCAGAGCCUCGUCGAUGCUGUGAAGCGUGUAGAUGUCGUCAUCUCCGCCCUGUCCGGUGUCCAUUUUAGAAGCCAUAGCAUUCUCCUUCAACUCAAACUUGUUGAAGCCAUUCGAGCUGCAGGGAAUAUCGAGAGAUUCUUGCCAUCAGAAUAUGGAAUAGAUCCAGCAAGGAUGUUAAAUGCAAUUGAACAAGGAAGAGACACAUUUGAACAAAAAAUGGCAGUAAGAAAGGCAAUUGAAGAAGCAAAUAUUCCUUUUACUUAUGUGUCGGCCAACUGUUUUGCUGGUUACUUUGCUGCUAACCUCUCUCAAAUGCAUACUCUUGUUCCUCCAGCCCAUCAAGUCACAGUUUAUGGUGAUGGUAAUGUUAAAGUGGUAUACAUGGACGAAGAUGACAUUGCAAGGUACGUCGUGAAGGCAGCAACUGAUCCUAGAACAUUGAAUAAAACAGUGUAUAUUAGGCCUCCAAAAAACAUUCUCUCCCAAAGAGAACUCAUUGAGAAAUGGGAAAAGCUUUCAGGAAAAGUACUGGAAAAGAUAAGUGUUUCUGCUCAAGACUUUCUUGCUAAAAUAGAAGAUCUGGAUGAAGCACAGCAGUCUGGAGCUGGACAUUUUUAUGAUAUAUUCUUUGAAGGUUGUUUGACAAAUUUUGAAAUAGGAGAAGGAGCUGAAGAAGCUUCAAAGCUUUUUCCAGAAGUGAAUUACACUACCAUGGAUGAUUAUCUCAAGAUCUUUUUAUAAGAUAAAAUAACAAUCAAAACGGAUAUUUGCAAAUUGAAUAAUUAGAUUCAAAAUAAUUAAGUAUAUAGCAACAUUUUAAAAAUUUGAAUUUAUCAAUUUUUAUCAA
This is a messenger RNA of Cucumis sativus (cucumber), 1227 nucleotides long. RefSeq names its product isoflavone reductase homolog. Gene Ontology annotation, molecular function: oxidoreductase activity. The record is from RefSeq and is a predicted model, not a curated record. The coding region runs from base 192 to 1121 and encodes 309 amino acids. NCBI's taxonomy places the organism in Eukaryota, Viridiplantae, Streptophyta, Magnoliopsida, Cucurbitales, Cucurbitaceae. The transcript has 4 exons.